This is a messenger RNA of Nematostella vectensis (starlet sea anemone), 1311 nucleotides long. RefSeq names its product transmembrane protein 68-like. The transcript has 2 exons. The record is from RefSeq and is a predicted model, not a curated record. Gene Ontology annotation, cellular component: membrane. NCBI's taxonomy places the organism in Eukaryota, Metazoa, Cnidaria, Anthozoa, Actiniaria, Edwardsiidae. The coding region runs from base 168 to 554 and encodes 128 amino acids.
GAGCCGUCAAGUUCUUUUAGCAACUUUCAAAAACUUUGCUAUUUUAAAAUCUCGUGACUUUUCGAAAUACAAACAGCAACACUUUAGGAUACCUGUGGUAGUAGUGCCAGUCCUUUUAAUUGUAAUUCCAACUCUCUUGUUUCGCUGUUUGUUGUGUUUUUGCGAUUAUGGCAUGGCUGUACAUAGCGUUAUCGCCCUUCGUAGCCGUCUUUAUCUACCCCGUUAUCGUCUUAUUGGCGAUGUACUCUGCAGCUCUGUUCGUUAAUGUCUAUCUUCAUCGUCGACGUCAGUUAUACGAUGCGUACUCGGAGAAUUUUUGGAUCGGCGCAACGCAGACUGUUGUCGAUGCGCACGGAGAGUUUUGGCACGGUUAUGAAAUGUUGGGCAUAGAGAAACUACCGGAUGCGGGUGCAGCACUUCUUAUCUAUUACCACGGCGCCAUCCCAAUAGAUAUGUACUACAUCAUGGCGAGGCUGAUUCUACAGAAGAAACGCCGGCUGAGAAACGUCGCCGCUACGUUUCUGUUCUACGUCCCCGGUACACCAACAUUGUAGCCUGCCCUACCCAAAUAUUUUCAUUAUUCUCGGGAAAGCCAGAUUCUUUAGGGACCUACCAUUUGGUAUCCAUCCUCCCCCCCCCCCAAAAAAAAAAAUAAUAAUAAUAAUCAACCAAGUCUUAAUGUCAGAGCCUCAGAACCCAGCUCAAAAAUCACUUCUACUGGCCUUUAAUUUCUUAAUUGCUUGUAUAGAUUAAGAACACAAAUGAUAACAUCUUCCGCAACAUUAUGGCUUGUCAUUAGGAAACAGUGAAAUGUGAUCAUCUUUAGUCUCUAGACUAAAUAAGGUGUGCUGAGUCAAGUCAUUAGUAUAGGGUGUGGUUAAUAGGAGGGGUAGAGGGUGCCAUGAGUCAAGUCAUUAGUAUAGGGUGUGAUUGAUAGGAGGGGUAGAGGGUUCCAUAAGUCAAGUCAUUAGUAUAGGGUGUGGUUGAUAGGAGGGGUAGAGGGUGCCAUGAGUCAAGUCAUUAGUAUAGGGUGUGAUUGAUAGUAGGGUUAGAGGGUUCCAUGAGUCAAGUUAUUAGUAUAGGGUGUGGUUGAUAGGAAGGGUGGAGGGUGCCAUGAGUCAAGUUAUUAGUAUAGGGUGUGGUUGAUAGGAGGGGUAGAGGGUGCCAUGAGUCAAGUCAUUAGUAUAGGGUGUGGUUGAUAGGAGGGGUAGAGGGUUCCAUAAGUCGUCAUUAAUAUAGGGCCAGGUUGAACCAGGAUUUUUCUUGGUAGGGUGUUAAAUCCGAAAAAGAGGACCUAAUUUUUUCAGGGGG